Molecule: messenger RNA, 3398 nt
Organism: Cryptomeria japonica (Japanese cedar)
Lineage: Eukaryota; Viridiplantae; Streptophyta; Pinopsida; Cupressales; Cupressaceae
Product: importin subunit beta-1
Exons: 3
Coding region: 333-2954 (873 amino acids)
Biological process (GO): protein import into nucleus
Cellular component (GO): nucleus; cytoplasm
Molecular function (GO): small GTPase binding; nuclear import signal receptor activity
Source: RefSeq, a predicted model, not a curated record
UGGUAAAACACUCCCGCUUGCCCAACAUUCAAAAAAACAUAAGGGCCCGGAAAAAUGUAAAUUAAAACAGAAAAAAUCUCUAUUAAAUAAUUCAGGACACAAUUAUGAGGUGCCAUCUGGGCUGUCCAAAUCAUGAAGAAGCCGAUCUGGACCGUUCAUACCUUUAAAACUUAAAAAAACCUGUAUACAAAGGAGGCGAAGGCUAAAAGGUUUGAGCAAGGAAUGUAGAGUUAAUUCUUCGCUUCUCGCCCUUUUGUCACAUCACUUUUUUCUCUUCUGUCUUUCGCUUUGUUGCAUUCGAUCUUACUUUGCCAGAGGACUGUUAGGGAGAUAUGGCUAUGGAGAUAACCCAGAUUCUUCUGAAUGCCCAGUCGCCGGAUGGAAAUGUUCGCAAUGUGGCAGAAGAGAAUCUAAGGCAGUUUCAGGAACAAAACUUGCCUGUUUUCUUUCUGUCUCUGUCUGUUGAGCUUGCAAAUGAUGAUAAGCCACCAGAGUCACGGAAGUUGGCUGGUCUAGUUUUGAAAAAUUCCUUGGACGCAAAAGAAGCUGCCAGGAAAGAAGAGCUAAUUCAGCGCUGGGUUUCCCUUGAUCCUGUUGUGAAAGCUCAAAUAAAGAAUGCACUCCUGCAAACACUCUCAUCGGCUGCCCAAGAUGCCAGGCAUACCUCUUCACAGGUUAUUGCAAAGAUAGCAUCAAUCGAAAUCCCCCGCCAAGAGUGGCCAGAGCUUGUAGUUGUUUUGUUGGGCAAUAUGAGUAGCCCAGUAGGAGAAAAACAAGCCACACUGAAGCAAGCAACUCUUGAAACUCUUGGGUAUGUUUGUGAAGAGAUAUCAUCUGAUGUACUUGCACAGGAUCAAGUGAACUCAAUUCUUACAGCUGUUGUCCAGGGCAUGAACACAACUGAUGGCAAUAAUGAUGUAUGUCUUGCAGCAACAAGAGCUUUGUAUAAUGCCCUUGAUUUUGCACAGACCAAUUUUGAGAAUGAAAUGGAGAGGAAUUACAUUAUGCGUGUUAUUUGUGAAACAACAUUGUCAGCAGAUGUCCGCAUACGACAAGCUGCAUUUGAAUGUCUUGUUUCAAUUUCUUCAAUAUACUAUGAGAAACUUGCCCCUUACAUGCAGGACAUCUUUAGAAUCACAGCAAAAGCAGUUAAAAGUGAUGAAGAGCCUGUUGCUCUUCAAGCUAUAGAGUUUUGGAGUUCUAUUUGUGAUGAAGAGAUUGAGAUUCAGGAGGAAUAUGGAGGGGACUUUAGUGGAGAUUCUGAGAUUUCUCAUUUCCAUUUUAUAAAACAAGCAUUGCCUGCCCUCGUGCCUUUAUUGUUGGAAACUUUAACAAAGCAGGAAGAAGACCAGGACCAAGAAGAAGGUUCAUGGAAUUUGGCUAUGGCAGGGGGAACUUGCUUAGGUUUAGUUGCUAGGACUGUUGGUGAUGAUGUAGUUCCUCUUGUCAUGCCUUAUGUGCAAGAGAAUAUUUCAAAACCUGAUUGGCGUUGCAGGGAGGCAGCUACCUAUGCUUUUGGGUCUAUCUUAGAAGGACCUUCCUUGGAGAAACUUUCACCACUAGUGAAUAUGGCGUUGAGUUUCAUUCUUAAUGCCAUGAAGGAUGAGAACAACCAAGUCAAAGAUAGCACUGCUUGGACUCUAAGUAGGAUUUUUGAGUUUUUGCAUGGACCUACAGUCCAAACCCCAAUAAUUACACCAGCUAAUCUUCAACCUAUUAUUGUCGUGUUGUUAGAAAGUAUUAAAGAUACACCAAAUGUUGCAGAAAAGGUUUGUGGUGCUCUGUAUUUUCUUGCCCAGGGAUAUGAGCAGGCUGGUUCAAGCUCUCCUCUUUCUCCUUUUCUUGCAGAUAUAAUUGGUGCUCUUCUUGCAACGGCAGAAAGAAAAGAUGCUUCUGACUCUCGUCUCAGGACAUCCGCAUAUGAGACCUUAAAUGAAAUUGUGAGGUGUUCUACUGCAGAAACUGCUAACAUUAUAGUGCAGUUGCUUCCUGUCAUAUUGGGUAAGCUGGCUCAAACCUUGGAACUCCAGAUAGUGUCGUCAGAUGAUAGGGAGAAGCAGAGUGAUCUCCAGGCAUUAUUGUGUGGGGUAUUGCAGGUAAUUAUACAGAAGUUGGGAGGUGUGGAUGCUACUAAAUAUGCUAUUCAGCAAUAUGCUGAUCAAAUGAUGGCUCUAUUUCUUCGAGUAUUUGCCUGCAGAAGUGCAACAGUCCAUGAGGAAGCAAUGUUGGCUAUAGGGGCUCUUGCUUAUGCUACUGGUGGUGAAUUUGCUAAGUAUAUGCCAGAGUUCUAUAAGUAUGUUGAAAUGGGUCUACAAAAUUUUGAAGAAUAUCAAGUUUGUGCAAUUAGCGUAGGUGUGGUUGGGGAUAUUUGUCGUGCUUUGGAUGAAAAGGUUCUUCCUUAUUGUGAUGGUAUUAUGACACAACUUCUGAAGGACCUGUCAAGUGCUCAGCUUCACCGAUCAGUGAAACCACCAAUUUUUUCAUGCUUUGGAGAUAUUGCUCUUGCUAUUGAUGGUAAUUUUGAAAAGUAUCUAAAUUAUGCCAUGCCAAUGCUUCAAGGAGCAGCAGAGCUUUCAGCCCAUACAGUUGGGCAAGAUGAUGAAAUGGUUGAUUAUAACAAUCAAUUGAGAAAUGGUAUUUUUGAAGCAUAUUCAGGAAUUUUCCAAGGCUUUAAGAAUACAAAGCCUGAGCUCAUGAUGCCGUAUGCAGCUCAUGUUUUGCAGUUCAUUGAGGCAGUCUUUCGAGAUAAAGAAAGGGAUGAUAGUGUUACAAAGGCUGCAGUUGGUGUUUUGGGUGACCUUGCAGAUACUCUUGGAAGCAAUGCUGCACUUUUAUUCCGGAAUUCAGCUUUCUUCAAGGAGUUCCUUAACGAAUGUAUGAUGUCUGAAGACAACCAAGUGAAAGAGACUGCAUCUUGGGCCCAAAUGACAAUUGAACGUAUUAUAUCAGCUUGAAUCUCUUAUACUGUUCAUACAUUGAAGUUUUUUGUUCCAUCUGCCACUAGUAUUGUUUAAAAGUAGUCAGCGUAGGCAUACAGAACCAUUUGAUGUCCUUAUAUGUUUGAUUUUAUUAGAUGUUGUAUUUCCAUAUGGCUCAAGUUCUGUCUACAUUUAAUAUCUUUGUCUACAUAGAACACUAUUGGUUUGCAAUAGUGACGGAAUUUUUUGGUUCUUUUGCACAUCCACAAAAGUUGUGGUUUGGAACACUAUAGUUCAGAAGUCAGCAAUCCAUUUUGAUUGUGAUGGAUAUCAUUUACUUUCCACUGGUAAUUACAGCCAUUUUGAGGUUGGACAACAUAUUAUAACAGGUGUUUGAGGUUCAAUUGCUUUGAACCUGAUAAACAUCUAACUGUUAUCAUGUUGAACUGGUAAAAUUAAAUAAUCAUUUUAUCUUCUUCA